Molecule: messenger RNA, 2000 nt
Organism: Cuscuta campestris
Lineage: Eukaryota; Viridiplantae; Streptophyta; Magnoliopsida; Solanales; Convolvulaceae
Source: the annotation of a GenBank genome assembly
UAAGUUUGACUAGUAAAAAUCAAAGUCACCCGAGUAAACCCGAGUAAGGAGGUAGUACUACGUACUCAAUAUUACUCCGUAAAUAGGUAAAGGGUUCCCUGAAACGCACCAUUUAGAUUUUCGUCCGUUCCCCCCUGCGAAGAAUUCCGUCGAUUUCCCUGCUCGGUUCGUCGUCGUCGUCCAGCGGCUCCACUGCAGCACCGGCCGGCGAGCUCCGUCCCAGGGUAACCAGCGCCGGCGGCCAUUUAUCUCUCUUUCCUCCGGCGUGCGCGCGAGCCGCGACGAGGGCAGCGGCAGUUCUCUCUCUCUUAUUCCAAGUUUCUUCGUAAUUGAGGGACGGCAAUUGGCGAACCAGAACUGCCUCUAAUGCAACGGAUUCGCCGGCGACUUCCAAGGGGACGGAUCUGGAAAUCUGCAAGCUGUAUUUUGUAAUUUGGCAUGCUGCAGAGCUUAAGGCCGGCGACUUGAGGAGGGACCUGCGACUCAGUCUUUUGAUUCUUUUCUUUUAGUGCCAAUCUGUGUCGCUGCUAUUCGCCUAAUCAGACAGCAGACCUUAGCUGACUGCCAUCUAGUGCGCCUCCUUCGCGCAUCUUCCCUGUGGCUCCAUCAACUGCCACCAGGUGGUACGUGGUGAGUGUUAGAGGAGGCAUGGCAAAUAGCAAGUAUGAAUAUGUGAAGUCAUUUGAAGUUGAAGAUGAAGUCAUGAUACCCAACAUCAUAGUUGUGCACAUUGAUGGCCGCAAUUUUCAAAAGUUUUCAAAAUUUCAUGAGUUUGAAAAGCCAUAUGAUGCAAGGUCGUUGCAUUUAAUGAAUGCGUGCGCAACUGCACUCCUAGAAAAGUUCCCAGACAUCUCAUUUGCAUAUGGAUUCAGUGACGAGUUUAGUUUUGUCUUUAAGAAAGAGACCAAUUUCUACAAAAGGCGUGCCAGCAAAAUAUACUCCAUUAUUGUGUCUUUCUUCACAUCUGUAUUUGUCACCAAAUGGAAGGACUUCUUUCCUCAAAUGGAGUUAAAGGCCCCUCCAUCAUUUCAAUCACGUGUGGUUUGUUGUGCAUCAAUAGAGGUUCUUCAAGCAUAUCUUGCUUGGAGACAAAAUGAGUGUCAUAUUAAAAAUCAGUACGCAACUUGUUUUUGGGAGCUGGUAAAGUGUGGAAAGUCUGAAAUGGAUGCCACAUCACUUCUUAAGGGAAGUCAGAAGCAGGAGAGAAAUGAAUUGCUUUUUCAACAGUUUGGUAUUAACUACAAAAAAGAUGUCAGGGAGAUAUUUCGUCAGGGAUCAUGUGCUCUUCGGAAAGAGGUAGAAUGUAUUGAGAAAUACCAGGAAAAUGGUACUCCUGUUAAAAGGAAGAGGUGGAAAGUUAUUAUUGUUCAUUCAGAAAAUAUCUCUGCUGGAAGCUUCUGGAAUCAUCACCAGUAUCUUAUUGAACAUGUUGGUCUUUUUGUAGAAUGCAUUAAAAAUAUUAAACCCGAGUAUAUCAAAUCUUUCCAAUAUGAAGGCAAAUUGAUGCCCUCGACAUGGAUUGUUGUCCGAAUUGAUGGUUGCCACUUCCAUGGGUAAAUGUUAUUCUUUUCUCUUUAAUGUCUGCUUUUCUCUUGGAUAUAUAGCUCCCCUCUCUCUGUAAUAACAGUGAUAGGUUUAGCAAUUAAGCUAGGUUGCGCUAUAUAGCUUCCCCUUCAUCCUCAAUAAUAGUGAUAGUGAUAUAUCUCGAACUAGGGGUCUUAACAGAGUUGUGGUUUUUCAGAGAGGAAAUGUGAUAAAAUGUUGAAGGCAAGCAAGGGGCGAAAUAAAUGGAGGUGAAAGAGUUCUUUUAAUGGUUUUUAAUAUGAGAAAAGAAAGGAGGAUCAGGAGAGAAAUGGUGGGAUUAGAAAUGGAUAGAAAUAAGUGUUGGAUAAACCAAGUUGGUGUUAAGAGAUAUUACACACUCUUCUCCUAACUUGGGGUUGAAUCUAGUAUUCAAAUAAGAUAUAACACACUUAUUUAAAUAACUAGAAACCUAAAAC